AUGGCCAGCAAUUACGAUUACAUCGUAAUUGGUGCUGGCAUCCAAGGAUCUUUCACAUCUUAUCAGCUAGUGAAAAGGAAAAAGAAAACCCUUCUCCUUGAACAGUUUACUCUACCUCACACUCGAGGGAGCUCCCAUGGCCAAACCCGGAUAAUCCGUAAGGCUUAUGACCAAGACUUCUACACCCAAAUGAUGGACGAAGGCUAUAAACUGUGGGCUCAGUUGGAGAGGGAGUCUGGUGUCAAACUGUACAGACGAACAGGACUUCUGGUGAUGGGACCAGAGAACAGUGAAAGCUACCUUGACUUUAAGAGCACCCUGGAGAAGAACAAGACUCCUAUGGUGGUCCUGACCCCUGACAACUUCAGUCAGCACAUUCCGAAUGUAAUCCUGGCUGAUGGCGAUGGCGCUUUUGUGGACACCACAGCUGGAGUGUUAUAUGCAGAUCGGGCACUCAAGGUUGCACAGGAGCACUUUCAGAAGUUGGGUGGAGUAAUUAAAGACCAAGAGAAAGUAACGGACAUCAAGCCUGGCCCGAUUGUGACUGUGUCGACAUCUGCAGGUGUUUAUCAAGCCAAGGGACUUGUGAUCACUGCUGGACCUUGGACUACUAAAUUGCUGACUCAUAUUGACCUACAUCUACCUCUAACGGUGGUGAAAAUAAAUGUGUGUUAUUGGAAAGAGAAAAUUCCUGACUCCUACCAUGUGAAGAAACGCUUUCCGUGCUUCUUGCUGACUGAAGGAGAGGAGGCUGGAGACCAUAUUUAUGGCCUGCCUUCCAAUGAAUACCCUGGCUUGAUGAAGAUUUGUUACCAUAACGGCAGCGAGACUGACCCGGACCAAAGAGACAAGCAGACAGACACGGCUGAUAUUGACAUCCUCCGGCGCUACAUCACCCGCAGCUUUCCUGGCCUGAUCCCUGAGCCGGCUGUGGUCGAGAGCUGCAUGUAUACGCUAACACCCGACCGUCAUUUUGUGCUGGACCGCCACCCUGCAUAUGGCAAUAUUGUUAUUGGCGCAGGAUUCUCAGGUCACGGCUUCAAGUUUGGCCCCGUCAUUGGCAAGCUGCUCUGCGAGCUUAGCCUGGGAGAAGUGCCCUCCUAUGACCUGACACCUUUCCGAAUCAGCCGCUUCCAGACCAACCUCAAGUCAUCUUUAUAGAAAAGUGCCUUCAUCGGUGUCUUGUGAUUUCAAGUUUCAUUUGCAAUAUUGAUUAUGAUGAUGCUUAUUGUUAUCAUUCCUUGUACGGCAAUUUUCAUUGAAGAACCUCCAAUUGAUAAGCACAAGUCUAAAAGAAGGGCUUUGGUCUAAAUAAUAAUAGGAAUAAUUGUAGUUAGAACAAGAAUGCAUUUUACUUUUUUUUUUCUUUAAUAUGCUCAGAUGUGUCCAUUUUCACCAAAAUUCAACAUGGAGUUGUUGCUACAAAUCCUAAAAAAAUGUUGAUCAUGUAAAACUACGCGCAACUGCACACAUGUAAAUGAACCACUUAUUUACUGUACAUAGCACUUUCCGGUACUGUAGAUCCAGACAUUUGAAAUGUUGUGACAGAAAGGACUGUUUUGAGCAAAACGGUAAGAAGCAAUCAAAUCAAUAUGAACUGUUAGAUUUGGCUUGGAUUCAAAUAAUAGCUAGGUGACUUGAGUUAGUCAGUUGUGUAGUUGUGACCUUGUCCUCUGGGCUCAGCAUCUUCCUAUCUCGAGCUGCACACUUGCACACAUAUCUAGUUGGAACCAGUUAAAACUGUCCAAUCACACAUGGUCACAGUGGUUCAGGCAGAGCUGCUCUCCUUCGUGGGCGGGGCCCCAAGCUGAUUAGAAACAACAGGAACUGUUUUGGACAGAUGAAACCGUCUUUGGUGUCUUGUAGAAAAGGCUCAACGGCUGUGUCUCAAUUUUCCCAUCAUUUGUUAAAUAGUUCAAGUAAGAAUAUGCAGUCUACUGGGGAGGUACUGUUAAUACAAUAAAGCAAGCAUUAGAGAUAAAAGGACUGGGUGAGGGAUUCUCAAAUAAUUUUUCAGCCCCAUUUACCGUGACAAGUGCGGUGGGGUUAAUGACCGGUGAGGCACUACCUCCUCUGGAAUCAGAUAUGAUUGAGUGAUUGAUUUUUUUUUUCUUUUUUGGGUCGGAAGGGGAUGUUGAUAAAACAAAAUAGAUGAGCCUAUAUUUCGACCUUAACUGACACAUUUGUUUCCAACGUUUUUAAUCAAUCAAUUCCACACCGUUGAACAAUGUGACAGAAAUUACAACCAUUAAAAAAAUAAAAUUUAA
Molecule: messenger RNA, 2267 nt
Organism: Hippocampus comes (tiger tail seahorse)
Lineage: Eukaryota; Metazoa; Chordata; Actinopteri; Syngnathiformes; Syngnathidae
Gene: pipox
Product: pipecolic acid oxidase
Exons: 8
Coding region: 1-1161 (386 amino acids)
Cellular component (GO): peroxisome
Molecular function (GO): sarcosine oxidase activity; flavin adenine dinucleotide binding; L-pipecolate oxidase activity
Source: RefSeq, a predicted model, not a curated record